Fulvia fulva is the source of this 879-nucleotide messenger RNA. RefSeq lists its product as uncharacterized. The coding region runs from base 1 to 879 and encodes 292 amino acids. Lineage: Eukaryota; Fungi; Ascomycota; Dothideomycetes; Mycosphaerellales; Mycosphaerellaceae. The transcript has 2 exons. The record is from RefSeq and is a predicted model, not a curated record.
AUGGAUUCGGACAUGUACCAGCGGUAUAAGACAGGUACCAGGUACGUGGUCCAGUAUCUUGCGACACAGCCCCCAGACAUCGACUUCCUCCGAACUUCUUUCGACAGACGGGUCGCGCUGACCAUAGAAGCCGAGGCUGCCAGCACCAGUCGGCGACCGAGCGACAUUCGGAGUGCCAUCACAGUAUUCCAAAGUGUGUUGCAGGACCGUCGAGAGUGCGCCGCGUUCUAUCAAAGCAUUCGGAACAAAGACCUCCACAUUGCGGAGAGUGACCUUGGCCAUCAGCAGUUCAUUGUUGUGCUGACCACGGUCCUCGAUCGCCUACAGCGAGCGAACAAAGUAGAACCUGAUGAGCAACAUCCCAUUGCAAGUUCACCUCGUCCGAGUGAGGCAAGCCUGCGCAACGCCUUCGAGACUCUGGUUAGCAGUGAACAUGACGACCUUGUGGCAGAUACUGGUCCAGCCGACCGCGAUGCCACCCCAUCAUCUAGUGCACCGGGUCUGUCUUCUAGGCGUGGCAGUAAUAUCAUUGCUGAGCUAGAAGAUCCCAUUGACGACAAGGCCUUCACGCUCUACUGCUACUUGGAGGGAUGCACUUCCGCUCGAAGAAAGCUUCGGAAGACAUGGCUGGAGUACCUGAACGGCAGCAUCACUCUUGAGCACGCAUCACUCCUCACAGAAGCUGCUAUCGAUGUCUUGCAGUCAUCCGCAAGUGAUAUUACGCUGCGAAUGCCAGAGUUCGACGACUUCGAUGCAGUUGCGGACUUCUUACAGAUGAGAGCAGUUGUUGCACCUGAGACGAUGUUCAAACCGGACAAGAGCAUCUUCCGGUACUCUGUCUGUGAGAUUCAGGCCUUACCGGUCGAUGAUAACCGGUGA